Anthonomus grandis grandis is the source of this 646-nucleotide messenger RNA. Its product is annotated as carboxypeptidase N catalytic chain-like. NCBI's taxonomy places the organism in Eukaryota, Metazoa, Arthropoda, Insecta, Coleoptera, Curculionidae. Bases 1 to 603 code for a protein of 200 amino acids. Gene Ontology annotation, biological process: proteolysis. Gene Ontology annotation, molecular function: zinc ion binding; metallocarboxypeptidase activity. The transcript is spliced from 5 exons. The record is from RefSeq and is a predicted model, not a curated record.
AUGCGGGAUGUAAGAACUGAGAUCGAGUGGAGACCGUGGGGCCGACUUUCUGCCAUAUUCUGCCACCAAAAUUUAAACAUAAAUUUUCAUGGAUAUUCUCUUUUAGGAGGCAUGCAAGACUUUAACUACCUAAAAUCAAACUGUUUCGAAGUAACUUUCGAACUGAGCUGUUGUAAAUAUCCUCCUGCAGAGAAGCUGCCUGAAGAAUGGCAUAAUAAUAAGGAGUCCUUGUUAAGUUUUAUGGAAGCAACACACUGGGGCGUAAAAGGUUUGGUUAGGAGCGAAACCGGGGAGCCAGUGCUGGACGCCGAUGUGGUCGUAAAAGGGAUUAAUCACAACAUUACCACAUCUAAUAGGGGCGAAUAUUGGAGGCUUUUAUUGCCAGGGAAAUAUGAGAUGUAUGCCAAUGCUUUUGGUUUUUACCCUUCAGAAGUUGUUACGGUGACAGUGGAACCGGGAAAAACGACAAUACAAAACUUCACUUUGGCCGCCCAAAGUUUAAAAGGAAGAAGUGGAAACUCGAAAGUUUCGGUGGGGCCGACUAUAAGCUUUAUCAACUUUUUAGCGGUUUUAAUGGUGAUGGCCGACGAAUCAAACGUUUGAAUCUCAUUUUGUGUCAAUUUUUCGCAAUAAAUUGUGAUCAACA